AUGUCAAAUAAAAAAAGAACCAUAUUAAAAGUUAUAAUUCUUGGAGAUAGUGGUGUUGGUAAAACAUCAUUAAUGAAUCAAUAUGUAAAUAAAAAGUUUACGAAUCAGUACAAAGCAACGAUUGGUGCAGAUUUUUUAACUAAAGAAACCAUAGUUGACAACGAACAAAUAACUAUGCAGAUAUGGGAUACUGCAGGACAAGAACGUUUUCAAAGUUUAGGAGUAGCUUUUUAUAGAGGUGCAGAUUGUUGUGUUUUAGUAUUCGAUUUGACAAACUACAAAACUUAUGAAUCUUUGGAAUCUUGGAAAGAUGAAUUUUUAAUUCAAGCUAGUCCAAAAGAUCCUGAAAAUUUCCCCUUUGUUAUUAUUGGAAAUAAAGUUGACGAAACAAAUAAAAGAAAAGUUCAAUCAUUAAAAGUUUUGCAAUGGUGUAAAUCAAAUAACAAUAUUCCCUAUUUUGAGACAAGUGCAAAAAAUGCAAUUAAUGUUGAUCAAGCAUUUGAUGAAAUAGCUAGAAAAGCUAUGAAGCAAGAACACCAGGAAGAACAAAUAUAUUUACCCGAAACUUUUGCUUUAAAUAAUCAGAGCGAACAAAAAAUAUAUAAAAGUCGUUGUUGUUAA
Molecule: messenger RNA, 621 nt
Organism: Plasmodium adleri (nom. inval.)
Lineage: Eukaryota; Apicomplexa; Aconoidasida; Haemosporida; Plasmodiidae
Product: ras-related protein RAB7
Exons: 7
Coding region: 1-621 (206 amino acids)
Molecular function (GO): GTP binding; GTPase activity
Source: RefSeq, a predicted model, not a curated record